Naegleria lovaniensis is the source of this 4386-nucleotide messenger RNA. RefSeq lists its product as uncharacterized. Bases 1 to 4386 code for a protein of 1461 amino acids. The record is from RefSeq and is a predicted model, not a curated record. Gene Ontology annotation, cellular component: endoplasmic reticulum. The transcript has 2 exons. Lineage: Eukaryota; Heterolobosea; Eutetramitea; Acrasida; Naegleriidae. Gene Ontology annotation, molecular function: UDP-glucose:glycoprotein glucosyltransferase activity.
AUGGCUCAUCAAGACCACACUUAUUUAUUCACACCAACAACAAACAUUCGGAUCGGUCUUCUGGUGGCUACAAUAGCAUCAGUUUUAAUGAUGAUUGCCUGUUGCAAUGAAAUAGUUUUUGCAAGUCAUGAAAUUGCAACUUCGGGAUCAUUAUUGCAUAGUCGAUUGGAUAUUGAAGUGAAAGCUACAUGGAAGGAGACUCCAUUAUUGUUGGAAGCUUUUGAGUUUGUUGCUGAUAAAUUACCUGAAAAGAGAAUUUCGUUUUUACAUUCCAUUCCGUGUGAGAAUGUGGAUCGUCAAGACAAAAGUUUUGUGCUGGAUUUGGCAAAGAAGUUGAAUUUUUCAAAUGGAGAGGCGUCACUUCUCGAUUUUGCUCUAGAUACGAGACACUAUUCGCCCAGAGUUAAAGUUCAAUACACAAAGAGCAUUAACAUCUCCACUACCAACUUGAAUAUUCCAGUAGAAAAGUCGGAAGAGAGCAUUGAAUAUCUAGAUCAUACAUUUAACACAAUGGGUCAAAAGAAAAUUAAUUUCCUUUUUGCUGACAUUUCGACAAAAGAUGGCUGCAUGGCUGUACAAAAAUAUAUUUCUUCUGAUAGCAUUCCUUUUGUAUUGAGGCUGGUUCGAUUAACCCAAGAUGGCGUAAUUGAUCAAGAGGAAACAGUGAAGGAAACAUACAUGAAGGAAGAAGACCAUUCGCAUAACCAAUUAUUAUCUAUUAGGGGUUAUGGUGUCGAGUUACAAAUCAAAAAUAUGGAGUACAAACAAACUGCUGAUGACGAUGUUGUUAGUGGAAACGACACCUUCUUUAGAGGUGUUAAUUUUAACAAGCUGAAGAAAAAUUAUUCUCACCUUUCUCAUGAUUUGGACACUCUCAAGCUACAUCUCCAACAAAAAGACUCAAAAUCGGAAAAACUUAAAGUAUGGGAAAUGAAAUAUUUUGGUAUUCAAGCUUUAACAAAAAUUAUGGCAGAAUCUUCAUUUGAUUCCAAGUUGGAUCUGCUACAAAAUAUUGCACAAAAUUUCCCAAGUUAUUUGAAAGAGCUAAAGAACACUGCAUUUGACGACGAAUUUAAAGAAAAGGUGCAAUCUCAACUCUCUAGAUAUGAACAUGUUUUCAAGACUCGAAAUCCUAACAAUCCUCAGGAGGUAAUCAGACGAAAUGCUAUGUUCUUGAAUGGAUUAGAAUUGGAUUUAUCAAAGCUUUCUGUCUUCUCUCUGUUCGAAGCAAUUGCUAAAGAAACAAAAUUUGUCAAGUUGCUCUCUUCGAACCUCUUCCAAAGCAAGAACUCCAUUAAUGCUCUGUUUUAUAAUUCUGGUUCUCCCAAUAGAGAUCUUCGAUUCAAACUUUCCAAAAACCUGGAAAAAGAAAUCCAUUGGUUCAACAACAUUGAAGGAGAGGGUUAUCAUAACUUUCCAAGAGAGCUCAACACCAUGCUCUAUAACACCAUGUAUGGCCAAAUGCGAUUUGUUAAGAGAAAUUUGUUCAAUGCCGUUUUCAUUAUUGAUCCUGCCAGUACCCAAAAGAGUGUCAGCCAACUGCUUUAUAUUUUAGGUAACAUUAUGAACAGAGGUUAUCCCAUUCGAAUUGGUGCCCUAUUUAUUCCAAAAGUAACUUCCUCUUUUGUGGAUGUUGAUUUAUUGGGCUCCUCAACGACACCUCCAUCUGGCAUUAUUGACGAUCUUUCUUUACAUGCCAUCUCAUUAUUCGAGAGAAUGACAAAAGAAAACAGAGCCAUAUUCCCAAUUUUGAGAGAAUUUUUGGACAGAGAUUCUUUUAACAUACAAUUUGUUGACGACCUUCAAAAGAGAUACUUUGGCUCUGUAAAGCUUUCAAAACAAUCCGAUUUACUCAAUAGAUACAAGCUCUUCACAGAGAUGGGCUUUAAUGUGAAAGAAGCUCCAAUAUUGUUGGUGAACGGAGCUGUCGUUCAAUCCGAUGAACCAGAUAUGACAGGAGAUCAACUUGUUCUUAAGGGCGUCAGAGAUCAAUACGAGAGUGUUAAAAACCUCAUCCGAGAGAAUAUUAUUGUGGACACAGACAAGAAUUUACUCGAAAAAAUUAUAGACCACUACAAAGGAUUCGACAAAUUCAACACUGACAUUUUCCAAAAACAGAGAUAUGGCUUAGUGGCGCUCGAUGAAUUGAACGAAAUUGACAUGCUCCAAAAUCCUGAGGGUGAAGGAAUUGUUAAGCAAACCCAUCUCAUUUGUCUCUCAGCAUCACGAGAUUCAUCAUCACUUAUCAAUGCUGCAAUUGAAUUUUUGAAACAUGACAAGGAAACAAGAAUUGGCUUCCUGAAUGCAGACAAGAAAUUGUUGAAUACUCACCACAAGUUCCACAGCAUAUACUCACCUGCCUAUGAGACACAAAACACAAAAUUAACUCACAAGCAAUUCUGUGCCAAAUAUUUCUCUAGCGAUGAAACUGGUAUCAUUUCCAUGAAUGGAAGAACCAUUACACUCGAUGGAGAGUUUAGCACCAAAGACUUUGAGAUUUUAGGCGCCUAUGAAAGCACCAAUCCAUCCAUGAAGAAGAUUCUGGAAGAAAACGAUUAUGCCAACAUGGAUCCUGCUCUGGUGACCAGUGAUUUUAUUAGUGAUAUCUUUUUCGGUGUUUCUUCUGCAUUCAAAGUGUUUAAUCGAUACCAUAGACAGGAUAUGAAUUAUAUUCAAGCAAAUGAUGCAACUACCUUAAAGACAAACAAUAGUGGAGAUCUCAAACUUAUUGCAAUUUUGAAUCCACUUUCCAAACAGGCUCAAAAGUUCACUCCAAUGAUCAAGUUCCUUAAGGAAAAGUUUGGUGAUCACAUUGAAAUUAUCAUUCAUUUGAAUCCAGAUCUGGAAACGUCGAAUCUUCCUCUUCAAAGCUAUUAUACCUUUGUCUUGUCCAAUUCAAGCAUGGCUGAAUUUACGGCCAAGCAUGGUGACGUGAAGGGCCGAAUUUUUACACUUUGGAUGGACGUACCAGAAUCGUGGCUCGUAGACAGCACCUAUGCAAAAGAAGACUUGGACAAUUUGAAGCUGGAUGAAUGUGUUCUAAGCAAGUGUUAUGCUCGCUUCCAACUUGAAUAUUUCGUUGCAUCUGGAACCUGUAUCGAUGACAAUGGCAGACCUGUUCGAGGACUACAGUUGCAACUUGUUCACAAACAUGGAACAAGUUCUGACCGAGUGGAUGACACAACAUUGGUCAUGGCAAACUUUGGAUACUUCCAAUUACGAGCUUCUACACCAAACAUCUAUCGUGUCAAGUUACCACACGGCAGACACUCUAAAAUUUAUUCCAUCCAAUAUACGAAACAAGUGGACUUUUAUUAUCAAGAAGAACUUCAAACAUCGGAUGGAUAUGGACCAGCUGAUACUGAAAAUUUCCACAUUUCUGUUCACUCGUUUGAUGCUCCAUUUGCUAGGGUAGUUGUGAAACGAAACGAAGGAAUGGAAAAUGAGGAUUUAUUGGCUCAAGAUCCACAUAUGGAUGAAGAGCAAUCCAGUUGGUCCUCAUGGCUCACAAAAUCUGCUUCUUCUUCGGACGGCAAAAAGACCAUUCACAUCUUUUCAUUGGCAUCAGGAAUCAUGUAUGAAAGAUUACUCAAAAUUAUGAUUCUCUCUGUGAGAAAACAUUUGAAAAGAAGUGGAGUCAAAGUCAAAUUUUGGUUCCUGAAACAAUUCUUGUCACCAUCGUUUAAACAAUUUUUACCAGAAUAUGCAAAGGCAUACAAUUUCGAAUAUGGUUUGAUUAGUUAUCAAUGGCCUCAUUGGUUACACAAGCAACAAACAAAGCAACGUUUGAUUUGGGCCUACAAGGUGCUCUUCCUCGAUGUACUGUUCCCUCUGCAAGAAGUUCACAAAAUUAUUUUCGUUGAUGCUGAUCAAGUCUGUAGAACAGACAUGUCCGAGUUGUUCUUUGAUCUCGAUAUGCAAGGAAAAGCAUUGGCAUACACACCAUUCUGUGACUCGAGAAAAGAGAUGGAAGGUUACAGAUUCUGGAAGAGUGGAUAUUGGUCGAAUCAUCUUGGAGGCAAACCAUAUCACAUCUCUGCACUUUAUGUGGUGGAUAUUGAUUUAUUCAGAAGAAACUAUCAUGGUGAUCAAUUCAGAAUGGUCUAUGACAAUCUCGCUCGAGAUCCUAAUAGCUUAUCGAAUUUGGAUCAAGAUCUUCCAAACUAUGCUCAACAUAAUGUGCCCAUUCGUUCACUUCCUCAAGAAUGGUUAUGGUGUGAAACUUGGUGUUCCGAAGAAAGUAAGACAAAAGCUAAAACCAUUGAUUUAUGUAACAAUCCAAUGACCAAGGAACACAAAUUGGCCAGUGCAAAGAGAAUUAUUCCUGAAUGGGUGGACUAUGAUAAUGAAAUUAAGGAAUUCCAAAAGAAAAUUGGUGCUCAUUAA